Messenger RNA from Hipposideros armiger (great roundleaf bat), 3833 nucleotides. It is a transcript of the gene MEST, whose product is annotated as mesoderm specific transcript. Gene Ontology annotation, cellular component: membrane. The record is from RefSeq and is a predicted model, not a curated record. The transcript is spliced from 13 exons. Bases 199 to 1134 code for a protein of 311 amino acids. Lineage: Eukaryota; Metazoa; Chordata; Mammalia; Chiroptera; Hipposideridae. Gene Ontology annotation, molecular function: monoacylglycerol lipase activity. Gene Ontology annotation, biological process: acylglycerol catabolic process.
ACCAGCACAUCCCGGCGCCUCCUCUGCGGCAGCCGCGCCUCGCGGAGUGCCGCAGCGCACGCCCGGGUGGCCGCUCGCUGCUCGCUGCGGCAGGCGCCGCCCUCGCGGGCUGUGUGCCGGCUCUGCGCGGCUGCGGGCGCCGCGGCGCCCCCUGAACUCGGGAUCGGUGUGCGGCGCGGCAUGGGAUAAGACGCCGCCAUGGUGCGCCGAGAUCGCCUCCGCAGGAUGAGGGAGUGGUGGGUGCAGGUGGGGCUCCUGGCUGUGCCCCUGCUGGCGGCCUAUCUGCACAUCCCCCCGCCCCAGCUUUCCCCUGCUCUUCACUCCUGGAAGUCAUCAGGCAAGUUUUUCACCUACAAGGGACUGCGCAUCUUCUACCAAGAUUCUGUGGGUGUGGUUGGAAGUCCUGAGAUAGUCGUGCUUCUACAUGGCUUCCCAACAUCCAGCUAUGAUUGGUACAAGAUUUGGGAAGGUCUGACGCUGAGGUUUCAUCGCGUGAUUGCCCUCGAUUUCUUAGGCUUUGGCUUCAGUGACAAACCGAGACCACAUCACUACUCCAUAUUUGAGCAGGCCAGCAUCGUGGAGGCGCUUUUGCGGCAUCUGGGGCUCCAGAACCGCCGGAUCAACCUUUUGUCUCAUGAUUAUGGAGACAUUGUUGCUCAGGAGCUGCUCUAUAGGUUCAAGCAGAAUCGAUCUGGUCGGCUUACCAUAAAGAGUCUCUGUCUGUCAAAUGGAGGUAUAUUUCCUGAGACUCACCGUCCUCUCCUUCUCCAAAAGCUUCUCAAAGAUGGAGGCGUGCUGUCACCCAUCCUCACUCGAUUGAUGAACUUCUUUGUAUUCUCGCGAGGCCUCACCCCGGUCUUCGGGCCGUACACCCGACCCUCUGAGAGUGAGCUGUGGGACAUGUGGGCAGGGAUACGCAACAAUGAUGGGAAUUUGGUCAUCGACAGCCUCUUACAGUAUAUCAAUCAGCGGAAGAAGUUUAGAAGACGCUGGGUGGGAGCGCUGGCCUCUGUGACUAUUCCCAUUCAUUUUAUCUACGGGCCCUUGGAUCCGGUGAAUCCCUAUCCGGAGUUUUUGGAGCUGUACAGCAAUUCACCAAUCGGUUAUCAACCUGUGAACAGCGAUGACACCUGAGCCCUUGCAGUGGAGAGGAUGGUGGUGGAUGAGUUACACCGAAUUCCUUCCAUCAUGGAUGGGACUGCUUUUAUCCCCACCUGGGAUAAACACUCUGGCUAUGAAUUUGUUUUCCUCACCUGCCCUUCCUCUCCCACGAGCAUCAUUCUUGGACUUAGUGUUGCUUCACUAACACAAUAUCUCAUGUAACUUUGUUUUGGACCAAGAAAUUCAUUCUUUCAUAGAAGAAGUAGAGCAAAAGGAUGAUUAUGUCCAUGGGACCUAUGGGUUUUAUCUUAUGCUGCAUUAUCCAGAAGUUGCUGGGUAGAAAGGCUUUUGAAAACUCAUUUUGGUGUCAGCUGGGAAGCAGUACUUGCGGGAUAGGGAUGCUUGAUGGGGCAUGUGGUUGGCACCAGGACUGUCCAUGAGCUGUUUCUACCAAAGCUGGAAUACAUGGGUCAGGGUAAAUGUUGGCGGGGGGAUACUCCUGUCACUUGCAAAGCUUUUAUGUCCUUUCUCCACUUUGUACUUUGCUUAUUUAAAGCUCCUAAUACCACACCAAGGGAAGACAUGCUUCUACCAAGAGAUCUGCAGUGGUCCCAUUGAAUUCGAAGUUGAGACCACCUCCUGGCCAUUUGGGGCUCAUGCCACUGAGGAAAUAGAUUAAAAAGGAGGUUAUGAUGUUGGCUGUUGUGCAUUUCAUCCUUGAUAAGUUUGCUGCUGUAUUAAGAGGUCAAACAUGGAGAGAGGAGUCUGAAUGGAAUCCAGGGGUCUUAGGAAGGGGAGGAGAUGAAUGUAUGGAUGGCUAAGGUAAUUGUCUUAGAGAAGAAUCUCAACUAUUGGGUAUAAAAUGAAAAUUUUUCUCUAGCGACUGCUAUUAUCUGUUCUUUUUUUUUUAAAAGUUCCUUUCCUAGUGAUUCAUCUAUUAGAACGGUCAUUUUCAGUUCUUAUGACUCCUUGCUGUUCAUUCCAAACUUUAAAUCUCAUAUGUGAUUUGAAAGUCUCCCCUAAACCCCAUAGUCACCCUAGUUUCUAGUGGCUUAGAGUGCAGGGAGGCCAUCUCUCUCCCUGUCACGUGCCCCUCUGAUGAUGAAGGAGGGAGGAGGAAUGAUCAAGGUAGAGGCCCUCUCCUGGGUUGCCCAUGAAGAGACUGUCUCCGCCUCUCUUUGGCUCACUGUCUACAGGUAUGGUGCGGACAAGGUGGUAGUGUCACUGAGAGCAGACAUGCUGUCAAGCUCUCCCCCUGGCUACCUUCCAACUAGGGUCCUCACAUCACAUGCUCUUUUAUGUGUAUGCAUCUUGGCCCCACUGUGGCUGUCCCAGCAAGACUGUAGCCCCCAUUCUCAUCCAUCCCCUGCUGCUAACUCUGGGGCCCACAGGCAUUUGGAGGACCCACUUCUAGGAACUAGGAACGGGGUGAGGGAGUAGUCCUGACUCCCCUCUUCCUUGUUAGCCAUCACCACACCCACUUCUCCUCCAUUUUCCCCUCCUGAUGUCAAAGCACAGGGCAGUUUCCUUGGUGGCCCUUUGUUUAUGAAGACACUUGCCUGGAGUACCAACUGCCAGCCUCUCUUACAGGACAUUGGUAGGUAUCCUCAAGAACAUCACUGUGCAAGGAACUACUAUAUUAAAAUGGUCUUUCCCGUUUUGGCUAGGAGACAAUCUCCUAAAUUAAUUGAAACCUAUAAGUUUCAGUUUAUAAGGGAAAAAAAUGCAAUUUCUCUUUCAAAACAAGGCCAAGUCUGGGGUCAGACAGCCAUGGCCUGCUUCUUGAUAAGCAUGAGUUGGACUCUCCUGGCUCCUGCCUACUGACAUUCAGCUCAUUGGUGCUCUAGUGUUUUGGCCCUGUUGCCAAGCCUCUUGCUGUUUAGCAUUUAGAAGCAUGGACAAUCAGAUAUUCUCAACUGCACAGCUCAAGGAAACAGGCGCAACUCUGGAAAACAAUCCAGAAAAGCAUUUUAUCACCUGGCUCUAUUUUAUGCCAAGACUCAAGGUGAUGUGCUAUGCUGGAAAAAAAUGAUUUAACCCAGCCCAAGGCAUUAUUCUGCUCAAAUCAGCACCAGACAGGUAACAGAAGGCCUUAAUUCCUCUUCUUUCCCUAGUGAUUCCAUUAUGGGAAAGGUUGUUUAUGCCCUGGCCAGGAUGACUAAUUUCUCUAUCUUCUAUACCAAGCAUUUACAACUGGACACCUGGAAUUGACUUUUUCACAAUGAUGUACUACGCUCUAAAUGAGAUGGGAUGUCAAGCAACAAGAUCUUUGGAAUAGAGCAUCACUUGAUUGGGUGCCCACGAUAUGGCUCAAUUCCUCCAGAGGUUGCUCUCUGAGCCCUCUAAUGGCCACCUGGUAUCUUUGAGGCUAGCCCAGUUUAAAGAGUCUCAUCCCGAUAAAUAGGAUCAUGGCUGGGCAUCUGUCACUCAGGACUCUUUGUAGCUUGUCUCAGGAUUGCACUAAGACCCCAGGGUAUUUACAAAGGUCUGAGGCGAUCCAUCACUAGCUAAGUCCGUUCUGGUCUGAUGGAAAUUCCUUGCUAAGGGUUCUGUUAUCAUUAUUCUUCUCUUAUCCUUAAUUUUGAGGAUUUCCUAUUACACUUGGGAAUAUUAAUGGUUUAGAGGUAUUGGCAUAACAUGCCUGUUAACAUUUUAAAGUUGAGCACUACCAAAUGAUUCAGGAAAAAAUGACGUGUGUGUAAAUUGUGUGUGUGUGUGUGUGUGUGUGUGUG